Dreissena polymorpha is the source of this 2744-nucleotide messenger RNA. RefSeq lists its product as uncharacterized. Lineage: Eukaryota; Metazoa; Mollusca; Bivalvia; Myida; Dreissenidae. The transcript has 5 exons. Bases 66 to 683 code for a protein of 205 amino acids. The record is from RefSeq and is a predicted model, not a curated record.
CCCAGUCUCAAUCAGCCAGAUUUAAAGUAAAUGAUGAUGUUUCUGAUAUUGAGAGUGCAGCAAGUAUGGACAACACAUGUGAUAUUGAACUUGGGAAUGCAAACACUAUUGACGAGAAAUUUGAAGGCAUUUCGGCACAUUCCCCUGACAAGCUGGAUAUAGCCUUGAUGCUCUUGUCACGUUUGGCCCAGCUUCUGAGUACAGCAUUCCAGGAAGCAGGCCAAACCCCAUGGUCCUGGCUUGCCAAGGUUGACCAUGGUGCUAUACACAGCAGUCUUGAAUCUUUUGCAAAUGAUCUGGGAGUCUGUCUUGAAGAUCUGAUCAAUUUUCCACAGCCACCUUCUCUGCUGCGGUUUUGUGUGCCUGUUAAGGAAGCCAGAGGUGUCCCAGUCGGCUAUGAGGCGUACCAAACCAGUGGUUCCAGCAAUUGUUGCCUCUAUCAGGCCAUCAGCAUCCACCUGUGUGGGGACGAGAGGCUCCAGCAUCAACUGCGACUCUGCAGUGCCUUAUACACCUUAGAGAACAUGAGCUUGUACAUUCAGGAGUUUGAGGACUAUCGCGCCAGAGGGGUGAUGGCGAGGCAAUCGCUGCGAGGCUACAGCAAGUGUUCAAUUGCUAUGGAGUGGAGCUUGAUGAACACCAGAGGGAGGCCAGCCCAUCCUGGAGGGACCAGCUGCGUGUGAUGAUGUUUAAGGUUGUCAUGGAGACCUGUGAGGCAAACAAAGACAGCAGUCAGCUGCAUGUUUCCCUAUUAAGCAACGCCAUCAGUUGUGAGAUUGUGCAACAUUUUGAAGAUGGACGCAACCCAGACCCAUGCAGGGAUUUGAAGCUAAAAGCCAAUGAUAUGAAAAGGGAACCAUCGAAGGAAUUCAACAUUUUGUGGUGUAGGUUCAGUUUUGAUUCUUGCAAUAUGAACCAUAUUGUUCCACUAAUUGGAAGUAGUCAGCUGCCAGGGUGGUCACUGGGACUUGAUAUGACCAAUGUCAAGAGAGAAAACACACAGGCAUAGUGAAUAUUUAAGUUAAGUAAAAAAUUUCCUUUGGCAAUAGCUCUGGAGCAGUAGUGCUAAGUUUGUAAAACUUGUUAGCUCAAAGACCUAUCAAUAUUCAUUGUAUAUUGAUAGGUCUUUGGUUAGCUUGGUUGAUGUGCGAUAUAACUGGAAUACCACUGAAUGGAGGUUUUAUAUACCAGCCUUGUGUACAAGAUUUAUAGUAAAAAAUCUGGCCUUCAACACACCUUUGAAGAAGGAUUGUCAGCAGAGGAAGCCACCACAUUUUUAUGCUCCCCAAAAUAUUUUUGUGGAGCAUAUAGUUGCCAGUUUGUAGUUCCUUACUUCCUUACUUCCUUCCUUCCUUCCGUCACACUUUUGUUACAGUUUCUCAUAGCACCUUCAAUACUUUACCGAUCUCUUUCAUAUUUGGCAUGUAGGUACCUUGCAUGGACCUCUACCUUUUGAUGAGGCUUGAGGUCACUGGGGUCAAGGUCACCGAGGUUAAUAAUAGAUUUUCUGUCACACUUUUGGAACAGUUUCUCAUUGCACCUUCAAUACUUUACCGAUCUCUUUCAUAUUUGGCAUGUAGGUACCUUUUAAGGACCUCUACCUUUUGAUGAGGUUUGAGGUCACUGGGGUCAAGGUCACCGAGGCUAAUAAUAGAUUUUUCCGUCACACUUGUUACAGUUUCUCAUAGCACCUUCAAUACUUUACCGAUCUCUUUCAUAUUUGGCAUGUAGGAACCUUGCAUGGACCUCUACCUUUUGAUAAGGUUUGAGGUCACUGGGGUCAAGGUCACCGAGGCUAAUAAUAGAUAUUUCCGUCACACUUUUGUUACAGUUUCUCAUUGCACCUUCAAUACUUUACCGAUCUCUUUCAUAUUUGGCAUGUAGGUACCUUGCAUGGACCUCUACCUUUUGAUGAGGUUUAAGGUCACUGGGGUCAAGGUCAAGGUCACAGAGGCUAAUAAUAGAUUUUUCCGUCACACUUUUGUUACAGUUUCUCAUAGCACCUUCAACACUUAACCGAUCUCUUUCAUAUUUGGCAUGUAGGUACCUUGAAUGGACCUUUACCUUUUGAUGAGGUUUGUGGUCACUGGGGUCAAGGUCACUGAGGCUAAUAAUAGAUUUUUCCGUCACACUUUUGUUACAGUUUCUCAUAGCACCUUCAAUUCUUUACCGAUCUCUUUCAUAUUUGCCAUGUAGGUACCUUGCAUGGACCUCUACAUUUUUAUGAGGUUUGAGUUCACUGGGGUCAAGGUCACGGAGGCUAAUAAUAGAUUUUUUAGGUGGUUAUCAACACAUAGAUUGACAAAGCGCAUCAUCGGGGAGCAUCCAUCAGUUUCACUGAUAUUCUUGUUUAAGGGACGCUAAAUGAAAUAAAAUACAAUCCCUUCUGUGAACACAAACUUUCAUGUAUGGACGGUGUAUUUGGUACUGUGCUGGUGUUUUAUUUUGUUAUACUUAUGUUAAAAAUUGUAAUAAUUUGUAUUGUGUUGUUUCUUUUCUCAUUAUUAUAAAUAUGAACUAUACCUCUUCAUUUGUGUAUGAAUAACUGAGUGUAUGUAGUAGGGCAUACAUUUAUGUAAAAUACUAGCUAACAUGAAAGCCAAGACAUGUAUGGUCUCAGUGAGAUACAUCUUGAUUCUUCUUCUGGUACAGCACUCCUUCUAAAUUGAAGAUUUUGUGCCAGCACCUAUUGGUUAAGGGGUGAAAACUGUACAAAAGGUGCUCAGUGGGGUGUUAGUUUAAAA